UUCGCCGCUCGGGGGCGGUGACGUCAUCUCCGUGCGGCGCGCGGGGCGCCCCCGGGGCGCGGGGAGGCGGCGGGGCCGAGGAGCGCGGGCAGCUCGGCGCGGGCCAGGAUGCACCCGAAGGUGCUGCGCAGCGCGCACUACAUCGAGCUGGGCGGGUACCAGUACUGGCCCGUGCUGGUGCCCCGCGGCAUCCGCCUCUACACCUACGAGCAGAUCCCCGUCUUCCUCAAGGACAACCCCUACAUCACCGACGGCUACCGCGCCUUCUUGCCCUCCCGGCUCUGCCUCAAGAGCCUCUUCAUCCUCUCCAACGAGACCGUCAACAUCUGGAGCCAUCUCCUCGGCUUUGUCCUCUUCUUUGCCCUGGGCAUCCACGACCUGACAGCUGUCCUGCCUGCUGCAGGUGCCUCCCGGGAGGACUUUGUCAUCUGCUCAGUGUGCCUCUUUUGCUUCCAGGUGUGUAUGCUCUGCUCAGUAGGAUAUCAUCUUUUCUGUUGCCACCGCUCGGAGAAGACCAGCCGACGAUGGAUGGCCUUAGAUUAUGCGGGAAUUUCCAUUGGCAUCCUGGGCUGCUAUGUGUCCGGCGUCUUUUAUGCAUUUUAUUGUAACAAUUACUGGCGUCAGGUAUAUUUAAUCACUGUGCUGGCAAUGAUCUUGGCAGUGUUUUUUGCUCAGAUUCAUCCCAGUUACCUCACGCAGCAGUGGCACAGACUGCGCUCCCUCAUCUUUUGCUCCGUGUCUGGCUACGGAAUUAUUCCCACCAUCCACUGGGUUUGGCUCAACGGCGGUAUCGGUGCAUCUAUCGUACAGGAGUUCGCUCCGCGUGUGGUUGUCAUGUACUUUAUCGCCGCUGUGGCUUUUCUCUUCUAUAUUUCCAAAGUUCCUGAAAGAUACUUCCCAGGCCAGCUGAACUACCUCGGCUCGAGCCACCAGGUGUGGCAUGUCCUUGCGGUUGUGAUGCUGUACUGGUGGCACCAGUCCACGGUGUACAUCCUGGAGUACCGACACAGCACACCGUGUCCUGAGCACAGUGACGACUCCUGAGUGCAGUGUGUUUAGAGAUGAUCAUCUCACCUACACAGUGAGCGACUCGCCUUGUUUCCCCGCUCCGUUUCAGAGAUGCUGCCGUGGCGUUUCUGACUUUGGGGGCCUAGACCUUACCUUGUGAGCUGAGCCACAAAGAGAAGUGCCGAGGCUGUUCCUGCUCUGACCCCUGGGCUGUUAACAGCUUGCUGGACAAGCCUGUGUUGUUACUGGGAUCUGGCAUUCAUUUCCUCUUCCGCAAUCAAGGAUAAAACGUCUUCCUGGAGCAGCACAGUGGAGCGCUGGCCUGUACGACUCGGCAUUCGGAUCGCAGCACUAUCGGUUCUGCUUGGUAAACACGAACAACAGAGAUUGUGACCCUUGCUGAGCUACCAGGCUGUACCCCAGGCUGUCUGGUUUUGUUGAAGCUCAUCAUUGAGGAACCGCUCCUGCUGGCGUGCUCGGAAAUGUGCAGUUCCAGUGGGAUCCGGUCUUGGAUUGCAGUCACAGCAGCACGGUGUGUGGCACCUGUCAAGAGUCUGAGUGACGCAGUUACGCUGCAGCAUCGCCACAGGAACGUAUCAAAUAGACUUGUGACUCCUGUACUUCCCUGGACAACCUCUUUCCCUUCCUCUGGAAGAAAACACCGUAUGUCAUCCACCACCCCCAAAUCUUCACUUCAGAUCUCAAAAACUUGCCCUCCUGACACGGAUCCUGCCAUUAUUUGAAGAAAUCUCCCUGGAUCUCUUUGCUAAUUUGGAAUUCGUACUCUGAAGUAGUUCAGGAAUUGCAUUAAGUUGUGUGUUCAGGUUUGUUACCAUCUUGCAUCACUAAGAGUUUUCUGACGUUACCUUUGUUUCGGAGGCUGGACUGGCGCAGCCCAGGCAGCGUGCCUGCAGCUGGUGAGCUCCGGCCUUGAAACGCAUCACGCAAACCGCGCUGGCAGAGUCGGUUACUCCCGCCCCAGGCAUUCCCCAGUACGGAGGCUGCCUUCUCUUUGGAAUCCACUGUGAAACCAUCUUAGAUCAGCGCUGAGACAUGUCCAUAGCUGGCAAUUCCAUAGCCGUAGCUGAGUAAAAUUAAGCUCAACGGGUGCCACUUUUUCAAAUGGGAUUGGAAUUAUUUGGAUUUUUGGGUUAGAAUCAGUAUUUCUGUGACUGCUCACGGAUAGCAGCUGUGCUUGUGUUUACAGUUCAGCAGAGCAGGGGGCAGCAAUCCCUGCUGCGUCACCUGAUCCAUUGUGGGUGAGUGGGAGCUGGCUGGACAUUACCGAGCUUGCCUCAGCACUUAAUGCCACGUGGUUUAAGUUUGGAACCAGUUGGUGGCAGACAUGGACGUGGCAGAAAGCAGGAGCCACCCUCACGGUCCCUGCUUUAACUACAGGCAGGAUGGUUCUGUUCCAGGGUGAUGAACUGUCGGAGCUGACCUCGCUACAGCUCCCUGUCUUACCUGCAGUGCAGCCUUCAGCAGCAUCCCAGCGUCUCCCGCUUUGUCAUGUCCGACAGCAGCCGGUGUAAAUGCACACCGAGAGGCCACAGAGCCGGUGUCCUGCACCCAUGGCCAAGAGGGACAGCGCUGCCCGGGAAAGCCUUAGGCAGCCCUGCUUGAGGCUGCGCUACCCGUGCCAAGCCCUUAAUGAAGCCCUUAAUGACCUGUUGGCCUUGUCAGUGCUCUGCCAUUGCCUCCUCCUCCCAGGGAGGGUUUCCCCGAGGGGUUUUGCUUACCCCCGGUGGGGCAGGCUUGCUCUCUGCAUUGCCCUCCUCGGGACGGCUGCUGCUUCCUCCCUGGGUCUGAACCAGCCCGGCUCCCUCAGCCAUCCUCUUUGGGUUGUGCCAAAGCACUGCAGAACAGAGACGGGAACACACCACAACACAUCACAAUGGAGAAGGCAGGACACUCACCUCCCUGCUGGGGAGCGAUGUUGACUGUCGGCUCGGGGUAGGUUUGGGUUUUUAACUCCAGGAAGAAGCAGCAGCAAAAACUGACUGCAUUUACGAUUCAGCUCCCAGACCGCUGAGCCUUUCCUUGUAAACACUGAUUUCCCCUUUAAACUUGACAGCCAAGCAAGUUUCAAGUGCACUAGUCAUUACUACUGACGCCUGACAAGCAACCUGCCAAGUACAAAAGCCCUUUCCAGUCACUCGAGAACAGUAAUAGUCCACGAGUGUGUUUGUGUAUUGAAGUGCAGUGUGGGGAUGUGUUUUGUACGUAAAGUCUAACAACUGUCACAGUUUUUACUGGAGCAGGACUGCAAAGCUGUUUGGUUUUAUUACUGACAAAAUUUACCGAGCUGUAUGGUGGUCUUUUCUGUACAGACUGAGCUUGUAAAUAAAUCCAAGUCCCUGGGCUGUU
Cuculus canorus (common cuckoo) is the source of this 3375-nucleotide messenger RNA. It is a transcript of the gene PAQR3, whose product is annotated as progestin and adipoQ receptor family member 3. Bases 109 to 1044 code for a protein of 311 amino acids. The transcript has 7 exons. The record is from RefSeq and is a predicted model, not a curated record. Gene Ontology annotation, cellular component: membrane. Gene Ontology annotation, molecular function: signaling receptor activity. Lineage: Eukaryota; Metazoa; Chordata; Aves; Cuculiformes; Cuculidae.